CCCAGGCUCAUGUAGAUGAAGGAGAUCACGCCUCCAAAUGUCAAAGCCUGGGCCUGAGCCUGGGAGACGUGGGGGGUGCCAGGAGAGCAAGGCAGGGUGGCCCACGAGGUCGACACUGUGCCAGGGGAGGAGGGUGUUCGAGGACACCAGUGCCCAGGACGCUCGGCACAGGUGGUCCCAGGCAGUCCCAUGGUACCUUCAGCACAGGUCCCAGUGCGGGUGCAGGGAGCGGAGGAAGACACGGCACCAGCCCACCUGGGCCUGGCAGGAAGGACAGCAAGGACCAGAGCCACAGGGAAACAGACCCAGAGGCCCAGGUGCCCACCCAGGAAACACAGCUCCUGGUGGCUGCACAGGCUGUGAUUCCUUCCCAGAGCACCAGGGCACCCCAGCCCCAACCACCUCAGUGCCUGCAGGGGUCCAGUAGCAUCCUGGGCAGAGGCCAGCAAGCCAGGCCAGGACACAUCCCAGACGGGCUGACACCCAUCACGCCCGCCCCGUGCUGUUCGCUCCCCAAGGCCCCACCAUCCUCCCCCAGGCCCUUGCCCAGCCAUGCCCCUGCCUGCCAGGGACACCCAGCCCUCCAGUGGCAGCCGUCUACCCUGCCCGGUCUGGGAGAGAAUGCACUGGUUACUCGUUCUCCCAUCAAAGUACUACCCAGGCCCGACCCUGCUCAGCUUCCAAGAUCAGACGAGAUCAGCAGAGCAGUUCCUCACGCCCCGCAUCCUGUGCCCCAGGGCCGGGAGUUAAGCAGACCCGACCUCAUCAUGUGGACCAGCUGGUGGCUCUGGGCCCUGGUGGCCAUGUGUGCUGGGGAAACGUGGCGUGAGCAGGCAGAGAGAAUCAUGCAGCAGACGCCUGUCAUUGAUGGGCACAACGACCUGCCCUGGCAGCUGCUGACCAAGUUCAACAACCAGCUGUACCACCAGGGGAGUAACCUGAGCACCCUGGCCAGCACACACACCAACAUCCCGAAGCUGAGGGCCGGCUUCGUAGGUGCUCAGUUCUGGUCUGCGUACGUGCCUUGUGACACCCAGAACAAAGACGCCGUGAAGAGGACGCUGGAGCAGAUCGACGUCAUCCAGCGCAUGUGUCAGGAGUACCCUGAGACCUUCAAGUGUGUCACCAGCAGCCAAGACAUCCGGCAGGCCUUCCAGGAGGGUAAGGUGGCCAGCCUGGUGGGUGUGGAGGGCGGCCACUCCAUCGACAGCAGCCUGGGCGUCUUGCGGGCGCUGUACCAUCUGGGGAUGCGCUACCUGACCCUCACCCACAGUUGCAACACGCCCUGGGCUGACAACUGGCUGGUGGACACUGGGGAGGAUGAGCCUGAGAGCCAGGGGCUGUCGGAGUUUGGGGAGAGCGUGGUGAGGGAGAUGAACCGCCUGGGCAUCAUGAUCGACCUGGCCCACGUGUCGGUGGCCACCAUGAAGGCUGCCCUGCAGCUGUCCUCAGCACCCGUCAUCUUCAGCCACUCGUCUGCCUACCAGCUGUGUGCCCACAAGCGGAACGUGCCCGAUGAUGUGCUCCAACUGGUGAAAGCCACAGGCAGCCUGGUGAUGGUGAACUUUUACACUGACUAUGUGUCCUGCUCGGCGCAGGCCACACUGACUCAGGUGGCUGACCAUCUGGACUACAUCAAGGCGGUGGCUGGCGCCGAAGCUGUGGGCCUCGGUGGAGACUACGAUGGUGUGACCAGGCUGCCCGUGGGGCUGGAGGAUGUCUCCAAGUACCCAGACCUGGUGGCUGAGCUGCUCCAGAGGAACUGGACAGAGGCGGAGAUCAAGGGCAUGCUGGCAGAAAAUCUGCUGAGGGUCUUCGCGGCGGUGGAGGAGGUGAGCAACCGCACUCAAACCUCACACAAACCCGAGGAAAAACCCAUUGCCCUUGACAAGCUGGGUGAUUCCUGCAGGACACAGUACGGCUACUCGGCGGCCCCCAGCCUCUCCCUCAGGCCAGGUGCCCUCCUGGCCUCCCUGGCUCCCCUGCUCCUCAGCCCACAUCUUCUGUGAUGCCCAGAUGCCAGCAGCCACCAGGACUCCAGGAGUGCAGAGGAGGGGGCUCCUCAGGCGAGGAGCUGGGCCCUGGGAACUGUACCCCUGCACAGGGGCAGCUCCCCAGUGGGCAGCCUGGCGCCUGCACAUGGAGCCCAAUAAAGCCUUGGCCCCCUUACUCCUGA
Molecule: messenger RNA, 2176 nt
Organism: Chinchilla lanigera (long-tailed chinchilla)
Lineage: Eukaryota; Metazoa; Chordata; Mammalia; Rodentia; Chinchillidae
Gene: Dpep1
Product: dipeptidase 1 (renal)
Exons: 11
Coding region: 768-2009 (413 amino acids)
Biological process (GO): proteolysis
Molecular function (GO): metallodipeptidase activity
Source: RefSeq, a predicted model, not a curated record